This is a messenger RNA of Penaeus chinensis, 5013 nucleotides long. RefSeq names its product frizzled-9-like. Gene Ontology annotation, cellular component: plasma membrane. Gene Ontology annotation, biological process: canonical Wnt signaling pathway; non-canonical Wnt signaling pathway. The transcript has 11 exons. NCBI's taxonomy places the organism in Eukaryota, Metazoa, Arthropoda, Malacostraca, Decapoda, Penaeidae. The record is from RefSeq and is a predicted model, not a curated record. Gene Ontology annotation, molecular function: Wnt receptor activity; Wnt-protein binding. Bases 577 to 2481 code for a protein of 634 amino acids.
ACUGUGUUCGGGAAGGAGGUGGAUACGCUCGUGUCACCACCUGUGAGUGCGUGAUUCUCCUUGGUUAAGAAAUAGAAUACUACAAUAAUGUUGGCAACUUUGGCACAUUGGACGAUUUAGAGUGUAUCUUGUGAUGUGGUGUCGAGAUUGAAAAAAAAAAAAAAUGAUGGCUCCUUCGUGACCAGAGUGAAAAAAAAUGAAUCACAGGAAUAAAUAACACGAAAGAUUUCAUUACAACUAAGCCUCCUGGUUUCAAAAAGCCCGCAUAUUUAACACACCCCUUAAAAAAAAAAAAUCGCCAUAACACGGAACAUGAACUAGUAAGAAAAGAAAAAGAUACGAAAAGAAAACAAGAAGUGAUCGCGUCUCGAAGGAAAAAAAAAAAAAAAAAAGGUCGAGAAAGCAACAAAACUCCUCUCCAAAAAGCGAUAAAGAUGCCGAAGAAAAACGUUAUUGCCUCCCUGCUGUUUCACCUCCUCUUCCCUCGUCCUCCUCUUCGUGCCUCCUUCCUACGGCCUCGGGCAGGACUCGACGCUGGACAUCAACUCGAGGAAAUGCGAGAGGAUUACCAUACCCAUGUGCAAGGAAAUGCCCUACAACACCACCAGCAUGCCCAACCUGCUGGGGCAUUUCACACAGGCGGAGGCGGCGAUACACGUGCACGAGUUCAUGCCCCUCGUCGACAUCAACUGCAGCCCCCACCUGAGGUUCUUCCUGUGCUCCCUCUACUCGCCCAUGUGCACGCCCGUCGUCCGCACCGUCAUCCCCUCCUGCAGGGCGCUGUGCCUCGAGGUCAAGUCGAAGUGCCUGCCGGUGCUGCGGACGUUCAACUUCUCGUGGCCGGCCGCCCUCGACUGCGCCCGCCUACCCACGCCCGAGAACAACGGCCUGUGCAUGGAGGUGCCCAACUUCUCCUCCGAAGCCACGCCCCCGCCCUCCUCGCGCCUGCCCAAGGCUCCCUCGUCCGUCAACAGGCCCGCCCACGGGACGCCGGCUGCGUGCCCCCCUCGCCAGACGUGGGUGGCCACGAGACACGGGGGGAGCUGCACCCCAAAGUGCGGCCAUGACGUCCUCUUCCGCCGCGAGGACAAGCACUUCGCAGAGGUGUGGCUCCUGGUUUGGGCGGGCAUCUGCUUCGUGUCGACUCUGUUCACGAUGCUCACCUUCUGGCUCGACCCCGCGCGGUUCCGGUAUCCCGAGAGGCCGAUCAUCUGCCUGUCCCUCUGUUAUCUGCUCUACUGUCUUGCUUAUCUUGCCAGACUCGUGGUCCCGGCGGAGGUUUUGUCCUGCCAGAUGUCGCCUUCAGGAGUCUCGCAUCUCAUCGUCGAGGGCCUUCAGUCGUCAGGGUGCAUCGUCACCUUUAUCCUACAGUACUACUUCGGAAUGGCCUCCGGGAUCUGGUGGGCGGUGCUGACCCUCACGUGGUUCCUGUCGGCGGGGAAGAAGUGGUCGUCGGAGGCUCUGCAGGCGUACUCCUCGUACUUCCACGCCGCCGCCUGGGGCCUCCCCGCCGUGGCCACGAUCGUUAUCCUCACGCUCAAGCAGGUUGACGGCGACGAGCUUGUUGGCCUUUGCUAUGUCGGGAACGUCAACAAGUGGGCCCACAUGAGCUUCGUGGUGUCACCGCUGCUCUCGCUCCUGGCCCUUGGCACCUUCUUCAACGUGCUCGGCUUCGUGGCUCUGUUCAGGGUGCGCAGGGCAUUCAAGCAGGAGGCUGACAACCCUGCCGUGGCCCAGUCGCCCUCCAGUCCAGGUCGUUCCCCCGCCGUGUCAAGCACCUCCACCGCCGCCCCUAUUUACAUGCACGACAGCCCCGGCACGCCCACCAAGGCUGUCACCACCUCCACGAACAUCACCAAACUCGAAAAGCUCAUGGUGCGCAUCGGGGUCUUCUCCGUGCUGUACACUGUGCCCGCCGUGUGUGUGAUCGCGUGCAAUGUGUACGAGUACCUGAGCCGAGACCAGUGGCGGAAAAUGGCUUCCGUGGCCGCGCUGAAGUGCAGUGGUGGCAGCGGUGGGACGGCAAAGCUGCACAGAGGAAGUGGGAAUCUCUCCUAUCGGCAGUAUCACAAUCCGGGCAACACGGCCGCUUCAGAGUGCACGCUGGAGCAGAGCAUUCCGUCUGUUGAGAUUUUUAUGCUCAAGAUCUUCAUGUCGCUCGUCGUCGGCAUCACGUCCGGCAUGUGGAUUUGGUCCUCGAAGACGGUGUUGCUGUGGCAGAAGUUCUUCCGGGGGCUGUGCGGGCAGCGGCAGGACCUGCGCAAGAAGGACGGCCACGUCUACCACCCGCCCAGCCACACGCCCGCCAUCGUCAAGACCACGAACGGGCGGCCGCAGAUGGAGCAGCUGCACCACCUGCGGCCCCCUCAGCCCCAGUCCCAAGGGUCGUCGUCCUCUACGCGAAACCCCCACCACCUGCACCCCCUCCACCUGGGCGGCCGGGCGCAGGGCUCCUCCACGAUGCACCUGUCGCAGGUGUGAGGGCGUCGGGGCACAGGAUCGGGGAGUGGGGGGGGUAUUGCGUUGGUGUUGUUGUAAUUAAUUGUAAAGUUUGUUUGGAGAGUUCAAUCAGUAUUUUGUGUCAUUGUUUUCCACAUUCUCUCUCUCUCUAUCUAUUUAUCUAUCUCUAUCUCUCUAUCUCCCCUCUCCUUCCUUCCUUCCUUCCUUCCUUCCUUCCUUCCUUCCUUCCUUCCUUCCUUCCUUCCUUCCUUCCUUCCUUCCUUCCUUCCUUCCUUCCUUCCUUCCUUCCUUCCUUCCUUCCUUUCUUCCUUCCUUCCCUUCCUGCCUCUCCUUCACAUUUCUUUUGUUAUUCUUUGAUUUUAAUGAUCUCACACACUGUUUAAUCAAUAUGGACUCUUCAUGUGUUUCAUGCAUUACAGGACGCCUUGUAUAUUUAUCUUGUCCAAAGCUUCAUGUGUGAUACUGGAACAUUUAAACUCUUAGAAUGAACCAAAAGGCUGCAUAAUAAAUAAGUCAGUAUUAAGUCAAUAUUUACAGUAUUGGAUUCUUUAUAAAUGCUUCAGUGUUGAUGAAGAAAGGCAAGUAUGUAAAGGAUCAUCUUAGAUAUGAAUGUUACCAAUCACUUAUACUUUGUUUUUAUAUGUAUAUAUUUCUCAAUGCAAAUAGCUGCACCAGCAGUAUUAAGCUUUACAGUCUUUACAAUGAAAAGUGGAAUAGGUAUUUUUUGUAUUUGUUCAUUCUGCUUGUAAAACUUAAUGUUUUUUUCUCAUUCUAUCAAAGAGAACAAUGAAUGUAAUCACAGAUUAAUGUAUGAUUAUGAAAUGUGAUUUAUUUUAUUGUCUGUUCUAAUUGUGUUGUUCAUAAAGUUUCAUAUGUUGUGUUAAUAGUUAUCUUUUUCACUCAUUACAUUAUAUUCAUCAUUCACUCUUAUCAUUAAUGUAGAUUAAAAUUGUUAAUGUCAUUAUAUUGAUUUAUUUAUCAUUCUGCAGAAAAUUAAGUUAAAAGACUGAGAAUGUAUCAAAAUCAGUCUAUUUUUUGGGCAUUUUGUAAAAACAAAUAGACUGAUAGUGACGAGCAAAUGUAGUCAAAGGACCACAAUAUUAAGGUUGUAAAAGAUUGUAUCACAGAUAUGAAGUGAUCUUCUAGGAUUCACAAUGAGGUUGCAUGUACCAAAUAGUGUACCGAAUGUUCCUUUAAAAAUAAUCCAAUUACAUGCAAUACAGUUUAGGGAAAUUAUCCUUUGUAAAGAGCACAAUAUUUUGUUUUAUGUUCUGAGGAAACAAUGUGCUUUAAAUGUAUAUCAUAAACCUUUGAUUUCAGUCAUUGCAGUACUACACUUUAUUUCCCAUAAGUAUUCUAAGAGUGUGUUUAACAACCUGUUUGCUGAAGAGUCUCUUGUUAUGCGAUCAUUGUUACAUUAAAUGUAUUUAUUAUCAUUUACAAUAAUCUAUCUCCUGCAUAUGAGUGGCACACUCACUUGUGAUUUAAUUGUGAUGGUAUCCCUCUUCCUGUCAAAAAUAAGAGUGUUGGGCAGAGACAUCAUCAGGGGGCCAUUCCCCUUGGUUUAGUGGUUUAUUCCCUGUCAGUUCUUAGAAAUUCAUGAGCCACUGUACAUUCUUACCCCAUGUAUUCUAAGGAGUCCCAUGUGUUGAAGAAGUAUUUCCAGUUUAUGAUCUUUGGGAAAGAAUUUUUCUGUUACCUUGAAAAAUGUAUUGCCCUGCCAAAUCUUUCGAUUCUACGUGAACAAGACUACCUCGCCAGUGUAUUACAGUAGUGGUUUAACUUUUGAUAUGCAUAGUGUCUUUUACUGCAGUAUUUCCUUAUAAUUGAGUACUGCAGGAAAUUUAGAAGACUGAAAUCUGAAGAAAUGUACAAAUGUGUUUGUAUGAAUGUGUAUAAUUGUGUAAUAUAACAUUGGUAUUCUAUUUUAUAUAUACACAUAUAUUUUUGGAUUAGUCGUUCAGCAUAUAGUGAGCAUAAUUGAAAGACUAUAUUCGUUUUUGAUAAUGUGAUUAUAGUAUAGUCUCGAUUCAAAAUAAAUGAAGGCAGAACCAGUUUAAUCAAUCCACUUACCAUGAUCUUAUAUUAUGAAUAGUUUAUUGUACCAAUUCACAAGUCUCAUGAAAACUCGAAGUGUGUUUCCUUUAACUGUGAAUGGUUGUUUUGUGAAUGGUCAUUUCAGAUUUUCAGUUUUCUUCAAUAAGAGAUGGUAGAUACUGCACACAAUUUUGUACAGAAUUAGUCCUUGUAUAAAUGAUCCCCUGGAAAUUGACUUGAAAUAAAGAGGGGAUUAUGAUGUGAAUUAUGAAUUUAUAUCUCAAGAGAAAAUUCUUGAGUAUUUUCUGUGUUGCCAUGAUAAAAUUGCAUGAUUCUUAUGAAAGCUGUUUUUGCAAUGUUUAGUCAUGUGAUGUUGACAAAAAGCAGAAAUAUGUAUAGGCUGUAUAUACUGUAUUAUUUUUCAUCUGCUACCAUAUACAUAGCAGAUCGAACUAUUGUAUCUAUGUAUAUUUUUGUAAAUAAUAUUAGAUGUGCGCAAUAUAUAAAUAUAUAUAU